Messenger RNA from Monopterus albus (swamp eel), 971 nucleotides. It is a transcript of the gene psmb4, whose product is annotated as proteasome 20S subunit beta 4. Lineage: Eukaryota; Metazoa; Chordata; Actinopteri; Synbranchiformes; Synbranchidae. Bases 49 to 828 code for a protein of 259 amino acids. The transcript has 8 exons. Gene Ontology annotation, cellular component: cytoplasm; proteasome core complex. The record is from RefSeq and is a predicted model, not a curated record.
CCCAACAAGAAGACGCUGUGUCGUCACUUCCUCCAGAAUAUUUUCAACAUGGAGUCGUGCGGUUUGAAGUUGAGUUUCUGGGAGAGUGGACCAAAGCCCGGACAGCUGUAUUCCAUCGCCGGCGGCAGCAGCAGUGGUCUUAGUGCAGCAUGCGGGCCGGUCAGACACACACUAAACCCGAUGGUAACGGGGACGUCGGUGCUUGGUGUGAAGUUCACCGGCGGCGUCAUCAUCGCAGCAGACAUGUUGGGUUCAUAUGGCUCUCUGGCUCGAUUCAGGAACAUCUCCCGCCUCAUGAAGGUGAACAACACCACCAUCCUCGGAGCUUCAGGAGAUUACGCUGACUACCAGUAUCUCAAACAGGUCAUCGAACAGAUGGUGAUCGACGAGGAGCUGCUGGGGGACGGUCACAGCUACAGUCCAAAGGCCGUCCACUCCUGGCUGACCAGAGUGAUGUACAACCGUCGCAGCAAGAUGAAUCCUCUGUGGAACACUGUGGUCAUCGGGGGGUUCUACAACGGGGAGAGUUUCCUCGGUUACGUGGACAAGCUGGGCGUGGCCUACGAGGCUCCCACUGUGGCCACUGGCUUUGGAGCAUACCUGGCUCAGCCCCUGAUGAGGGAGGUGAUGGAGAACAAGGUGGAGAUCACCAAACAGGAGGCUCGGGACCUGGUGGAGCGCUGCCUCAAAGUGCUGUACUACAGAGACGCUCGCUCCUACAACAGGCAUGAGAUCGCGAUAGUAACAGAGGAGGGUGUGGAGAUUAUCGGUCCUCUGUCCUCUGAAACCAACUGGGACAUCGCUCACAUGGUCAGUGGGUUUGAAUGAAAACGAGCUGCAAUCGAUGAAGCCUCGUUGUUUUUCUGCUGCAUCUAAAACAACGGCCCACGUGCAGAUCGUCUAUCCCAGUGCAGUUUUUUUUCCUCAUGUACUGUCACUUUUGUAUAAUGGAAAAUAAAUGUGAUAAGAGU